This is a messenger RNA of Colletotrichum orchidophilum, 99 nucleotides long. RefSeq lists its product as uncharacterized. Bases 1 to 99 code for a protein of 32 amino acids. The record is from RefSeq and is a predicted model, not a curated record. Lineage: Eukaryota; Fungi; Ascomycota; Sordariomycetes; Glomerellales; Glomerellaceae. The transcript has a single exon.
AUGUGUGGUCACGUCUUCGUCAAGGGAUAUAGUCUUCACUGCCUUCUCUGUUCUCAUGCAAGUCUGCCAAGACUCCCACCACCUCGCCCAGAAUUCUAA